Messenger RNA from Paramuricea clavata, 1913 nucleotides. The record is from the annotation of a GenBank genome assembly. Lineage: Eukaryota; Metazoa; Cnidaria; Anthozoa; Malacalcyonacea; Plexauridae.
CUGGCCAAGGCCAGGCCAAGGCUAGGCCAUGGCUUGUAGUGUAAACACGACUUAGAUUGCUCAGUUGCAGCACACAAAAUAUUUCGUUGACAGUUUAUAGCGCUGAAGAAAGAUUCGUAACCAGGAUGAAUCGGUCAAUAUUUGUGGUGUUUCUUUUGGUACUUGUUGUAGCUGACUUGAGGUAGGUUGUGAUUUUGCAAUUGCCAAUUGAAUUGUUUACUUGUCAAAUUUCCUUUCGAUCGGCAAUAUUUGAGUCGGGUCAAUUUUCAUUAUUCCGCAAAUAAUCUCUUCUCAGAGCUACAAAGCCUGCUCUUGUGUGUUCUCGAGCAAUCGUAAAAGCGCAGAUUCCACAGACGAAACACCAAUAUAUAGAGAGAAUUUAAUUUUUUCAUAUUAAUAAAGAUUGGGUGGGGUUUUAGUUGUUGAAUGCCGCAUGUAUCUUGUCUCGUACAAGCUGGGAGAAAAGAACUCGUAUUUUUUUAUAGUUCUGCGUGGAGACGAAGACGCAUGGGUUGGCCGGACAACAAAGAUGCAAAAAUCCCGAAGGAGAUGAAGCUUCAAAGAGAACCAGAGUCAGUACAGAGUGCAAAGUAAGUUGAACUGUCAUUCCUGACAAGAGGCAGCCUUAAAUUUUACACUCUUAUUUCAAAGAACUACGAUGAAAGAAGACGGCUGUUAAAUGUACCAUGGUUCAAGAAUACUGUGUAAGACAAUUUACGAUACCUUAUGUAAAACGGACAGGCUCAAGUGUUCCUUCAUAUUAUGGCCGCAGCAUAGAUCUUAAGACUUUUUCAAAAUGUUAAUAGCCAUCCGCACGUUGUAACCAAUAAUCUAUUGCAGUUGUAAAGCCAUUGUGUCAAAACCGUGAUAAGAGCUUUAUUAGAGGGUCCUGAAGGGGGGAGGGGUCCCAAUCCCAUUUUCCAGCUGAAAUGUUGGAAAAAUCCCAGUCCCAGUUGGAUUUUUAUUAGAAAUCCCAGUCCGAGUUAUUGAAACUCCAGUCAAUAAAAAGUUAUUUAUCGGUAGAAUAAACAGUUUUAAGACAUUUUAAGUCAUCAUGUGUGCGUACUGUGUGGCAGAAGCAGUUGUGCUUUGCCUUUGAGGUAUAUACUAAGGGUUAAAUGAAGUAUAUACCGGAAACCAGGCAUAUAUUCCGCUGUGUAUCUGACUUGGGGACACGCAUAAUCAGAAAACCCAGAAUUCCGGGCGCCAGAGUAUGCCUGUUCGCAGGUAGUGCUGCGAAUAAUAUAGUUACAAUGAAAAAUCAUGACCAAAGACACCAAAAACGGAUCAAAAUUGUAUUUUAAAUACUUAAAACGUGGAAAAAUUGGGAAUCGACUCGCAUUGCCUCAAUUCCAUUCCCAUUUUUGAGGAUUUCGUUUCCCAUUCCCAGUGGCCAAAUCCCAGUCCCAGCAACCCAAAUCCCAUUUUCCCAGACUAAAAAUAGAUAAAUCCCAGUUCCCAUUUUACCCCUUCAGGACCCUCUUAUUAAACAAUUAAAUUAUGGCUGCAGCAUAGUUCUUAAGACCUUUUAAAAAUUCAAUAUUAAUAGUUGUAAAUCAUGUUAAUAUUUUAAUAUUUUGAUUCUAUAAAUUUAUAUGCUUUUAUCAAACAAAUCAUAUGAACAUAAUCAGCUUCAUAUGAACAGCUCCUCCGGCAGAAGGCUCCCAUUAAUGGCUAACGUAUUCGUAUAUAUUCAUAUAUAUUUCAGCUCAGAGAACUCUGCACCUGCAAUGUACAGCAAGAUGAAUGAAGACAGGUUGGACAACGACCUACACCAUCAAGAUAGCUUUGUUGAAGAUGACAAUGAACUUUAAAAACAUUGCUAUUGCACUCGAUACAUAUCAUUCACUGAUAUAUAUUUCGAUAUUACAACACUACAUUACAAUUAUAUGUAAAAUGUAUCAGCUUGGGUC